UACAGUAAAUAUGGCUGAACGCGGUAGUGAAUCUCGAGAUGACAUUGUAGCAAAUAAUUUAGGUAAAGCUGAUCUCAGAAGUGUUCUGGUUACAAGUGUUUUGAAUUUAGAAAAGCUCGACAUCGACCUGUACAGAGGGACACAUCACUGGGUUCCUCGCACUAAACGCCUUUUCGGUGGCCAGAUUGUUGGACAGGCUCUUGUAGCCGCAGCCAAUUCAGUCAGUGAACAUCUCUAUGCUCAUUCACUGCACUGCUACUUUGUGAGAGCAGGGGACCCGAAAGUACCUGUGCUGUACCAGGUGGAAAGGACUCGGGAUGGCCGCAGUUUCUGUGUGCGAUCUGUGAAAGCCAUUCAGCACGGUCAGCCCAUACUGAUCUGUCAGGCUUCGUUUCACAUGCAGCAGCCAAGUCCACUGGAGCAUCAGUUCAUCAUGCCCACCGUACCUCCACCGCACACACUGCUCACCGUCGAGGAACUCAUUCAGCGCUACCUCAGUGAUCCAAACCUGGCUGAUAAUACGCGACAGGGCCUAAAUAAAAUACUUGCUGAUGAAGUUCCUAUAGAGAUCAAGCCUGUCAACCCACCUGAUUUUUAUAGACAUGUUGCCAUGGAACCAAAGAAUUUAUUCUGGGUGCGAGCGAGAGGACAUAUAGGACCUGGUGACAUGAAACUGCACUGUUGUGUGGCAGCGUAUGUAUCGGACUACGCUUUCCUGGGGACGGCACUGUUACCGUACCCAAAUCAUAGGGCUCAGUUUUCCGCCUCUCUGGAUCACGCCAUGUGGUUUCACAGCACAUUCAGAGCAGACGAGUGGAUGCUUUAUGAAUGUGAAAGCCCAUGGUCAGGCGGCAGCAGAGGCUUCGUCCAAGGCCGUUUGUGGAGACAGGACGGUGUUCUCGCAGCUUCUUGUGCCCAAGAGGGAGUGAUACGAGUCAAGGCAGUUUCUCUGAGUAAACUAUAGAGGAUUGAAAUAUGCUGUUAAAUAGUGUUGAAUUCUUGAGAUGCCUUAUUGCCAAGAUGACUUUUUAAAAAUGUAUUAUUUCUCAUAUUACCAUAGACUGUAAAAAAAAAAUGAAUAAUACAUUUAAACAUAAUUACAAUGCACAAUCAAUUUCAAGAUUCCAGUUCCGUAGAAUAUGGCAUAACAGCACUUACAUGCUUUGCUUUUUUGUCCCUUGUGCUAAAAUUGUCUAUUUAGGCUAACCCUGUUCAGAAUGAUGAAGACAUGUCUUUGCUUAUGAACAAUGGGGUUAAGUUACCCCCAAGUAAGUCUUAAAUGACACAAACUCGAGUCAUACACUGCAAGUUGUGAAUGUUGACAAUUUCGAAGUGUAAACAAGAAAUGUAAUUAUUUAUCAUUUAUUAUUAAACUAACCAAUCUGAG
Molecule: messenger RNA, 1387 nt
Organism: Pimephales promelas (fathead minnow)
Lineage: Eukaryota; Metazoa; Chordata; Actinopteri; Cypriniformes; Leuciscidae
Gene: acot8
Product: acyl-CoA thioesterase 8
Biological process (GO): fatty acid catabolic process; acyl-CoA metabolic process
Cellular component (GO): peroxisomal matrix
Molecular function (GO): fatty acyl-CoA hydrolase activity
Source: RefSeq, a predicted model, not a curated record